AGCAGCUGCCAUGUUUGGCUGCUUUGUUGUAGGUUUCUUGUAGGUUUCCUGCAGAUUUUUUUAGGUGUUGCAAUGGAACCGAGCUGGAGUACAUUUCUAUUUCAGCAGGCCAAUGAAGCCCUCCACCACCAGCACCAGGUGGCCCAGAACAGCCUGCUGCCGCUGCUCAACUCUGGAAAUGAGCCGGUGGACCAGAAGCCUGUGAUGCCCAUUCCCCUGGACCAGAAACCCCCCGCCAGUGCCGCAGAGCUCCUCAAAGACAACGUGGCCAGCGGGGCAGGUGGCGGCAGGGGACCCAUGCCCGUGGUGAAGAAGGAGCACAAGAGCAAGACACCCUUCAUCUGCGGCUAUUGCAACAAGGCCUUCCGUGACAGCUACCACCUGCGGCGCCACGAGUCCUGCCACACGGGCAUCAAGAUGGUGUCGCGGCCCAAGAAGACGGCCCAGACGGCCCCCACCAUGGUGCCCUUCAUCUCCAGCCUGCCCAGGGAGAACAGUGGGCAGCCCUCCUACAUCUCCACCAUCGCAGGCAUCCUCACCACGGCCACCACCUCCGUGUCCUCAGCCUCCAGCAUCAUGUCUCCAGUCUCUAUGAUCAACGUGCCGCAGCAGAGCCAGCCCAAGAAGCCUGCCAAGCCUGUGAAGAAGAACCAUGGCUGUGAGAUGUGUGGCAAGGCCUUCCGAGACGUCUACCACCUGAACCGUCACAAGCUGUCCCAUUCGGACGAGAAGCCCUUCCAGUGCCCCAUCUGCCAACAGCGCUUCAAGAGGAAGGACCGCAUGACAUACCAUGUGCGCUCUCACGACGGUGGAGUCCACAAGCCAUACGUCUGCUCCGUGUGUGGGAAAGGCUUCUCCAGGCCAGACCACCUGAGCUGCCACGUGAAGCAUGUCCACUCCUCAGAAAGACCAUUCAAAUGCCAAGUAACGGCCUGUACUUCUGCCUUCGCCACCAAAGACAGACUGCGCUCCCACAUGAUCCGACAUGAAGGGAAGGUCACCUGCAACAUCUGCGGCAAGAUGCUGAGCGCAGCCUACAUCACCAGCCAUCUAAAGACACACGGCCAGACUAACUUUAACUCCUGUAACAAAGGGGACUGGCAGUGGAACUCCUCAGGGGGACGAAAAGAUAAUGACAUUCACAACUCAGCCUCAGCCACACCUGUAACAGCCUCCGCCCCCAUCACCACCACGAUGAACCGGGGCAACUCCAUCAACAACCCUGUCACAAUAGCGGCGCAAAUGAACAUUUCCACCAAUACAGUUAACGUCAGCCUCCAACACCCAGUCACCAUCACUGGGCCCGUCAACAUCGCCUCGGUCAACAUCCCUACCACGGCACACAUGAAUAUAGCCCACCCUCUGGCCAUCAGCACCCCCAUGUCCAUGACAAUGUCCGGGCCCCUCAACAUCGCCAUGAGAUCCAUGGAGAGUAUGUCUUUUCUGUCCCAGGUCCUGCCUUCGUCCCCACCCUGGUAAAAACAAAACGAGAUGGAGAGAAAAGGAGAAAAAUGAACCAUCUUUCCCCAACCCUCUGGCCCCUGACCCCGUGCCCCUUCCUCAGACAUGGAAAUGAACGUUUAGCCUACUUGUGCCAUGCAGCGGAGAGAACUACCCUGUCACAUGGCUCCACCACAACCAAUGUUACAUCACAGAAGAGAACCAGAACAGUUGUGUAGAAGUUAGAUAGGGUUUUGUCUAUUAUCUGAAGGAUGUCAAACCUAGAUGUAGUGAGUCGGAUCGUGUUAAACAGUGAUGUCAACAUUCCAGUCACAGUAGGAUUAACAAGAG
Oncorhynchus nerka (sockeye salmon) is the source of this 1791-nucleotide messenger RNA. RefSeq names its product vascular endothelial zinc finger 1-like. The transcript is spliced from 6 exons. The record is from RefSeq and is a predicted model, not a curated record. NCBI's taxonomy places the organism in Eukaryota, Metazoa, Chordata, Actinopteri, Salmoniformes, Salmonidae. Gene Ontology annotation, biological process: regulation of transcription by RNA polymerase II. Gene Ontology annotation, molecular function: RNA polymerase II cis-regulatory region sequence-specific DNA binding; DNA-binding transcription factor activity, RNA polymerase II-specific. The coding region runs from base 73 to 1479 and encodes 468 amino acids. Gene Ontology annotation, cellular component: transcription regulator complex; chromatin; PcG protein complex.